UAAUUCAGCGAGGCAUUGGGGACUCCGCCCCCAUCCUUUUGAAACCCCUUCCGUUGUCUUCACACCUUGGCGCGAGCUGUGUGGCCUGGUUCCGGAUCCCCCGUCCUCAAGAGGAAUGUCUCGCUGACACCUGCCGUUGUCUCCGCAAUCCUGAGUCACUUCUGCGUUUUCGCUUCGCUUUCGAUUUCUCCGCAAAGAUUGUGUGUGUGUGUGUGUGUGUGUAUUUCGAGAUCACCCAUUUCGCAAGGUCCGCAGCGCUGUUAUCAGCUGUUUUGAACGCGGGAGCACUCUGUACAGCUCUAGCUAUGGAACCCCUGCGGUGCGCCACUGGGUCAUCGUCCUCGUCGUUGUCGUCGGUAGUUUCCGCGUCGAAGGCAUCGUUCUGUGGGGGAAAUGUGGGUGGGCGGAAUCUCGUGGCGUUGCGGAGCGUUGGCACCAAUGCGUGUUUCCCGAGGCGGAGCUUGUCGGUGGUCAGAGCCGUGGAUGGGAAUUCGACCACGACCACGAGGACCCCCUCAGCGGCAGAAGAGGUCCCCACUUCCACCCCUGCAUCAUCCAAGGAGGUGGAAGUAGAAGUUCCAAUCGAGAAGAGGUACCCUGCAUUCCCCGCCGUGUUGGACAUCAAUCAGAUCAUGGACAUCUUGCCGCAUAGGUUCCCGUUCCUGUUGGUGGACCGGGUGAUUGAGUACAAUCCUGGGCAGUCGGCUGUUGCCAUUAAGAAUGUGACUAUCAAUGACAAUUUCUUCCCGGGCCACUUCCCCCAGCGGCCCAUCAUGCCCGGUGUGCUUAUGGUUGAGGCUAUGGCGCAAGUAGGAGGUAUCGUGAUGUUGCAACCUGAUGUGGGGGGCUCAAAGGAGACUUUCUUCUUCGCUGGAGUGGACAAAGUGCGCUUCCGGAAGCCAGUCAUUGCGGGUGACACCCUACUGAUGAAGAUGAAGCUUACCAAACUGAACAAGAGGUUCGGUGUCGCAAAGAUGGAGGGCCAAGCCUUUGUAGGUGGCGAAUUGGUGUGUGAAGGAGAGUUUAUGAUGGCGCUGGGUAAAGCUGAGUAGACCACUUAACAGCCGAAUUAGAAUCUUUACAUCCUUUCAGUUCCCAUGGAAUUCUUGUGUUUCGGGAGCUGAUUGCGGCUGCUUCACAGUCUUCGCUAGUUUUGCUGUUGCUUGUAAAAUAUGUUUUCUUGCGAGUAUCGAGCAUCGAUUAUUAUGCCCACGCACAAUUCUUGGUUCUUAUGGUAGAAUGUUGACGUUUAAGCUCUUGCACCUUAUCCCACAAUAACUCAACAUCGGACCACCUUUGCGGGUUCAUAAGUUUUUAUUUACAUGUUUUCUUCACCUCUUUGAAGCGGCUUUAGGUUUGGAGUGCAUUUUAUCCUA
This is a messenger RNA of Physcomitrium patens, 1376 nucleotides long. RefSeq lists its product as uncharacterized. Gene Ontology annotation, biological process: fatty acid biosynthetic process. Lineage: Eukaryota; Viridiplantae; Streptophyta; Bryopsida; Funariales; Funariaceae. Gene Ontology annotation, molecular function: hydro-lyase activity. The record is from RefSeq and is a predicted model, not a curated record.